AUGGAAAAUGGACAAGACGAUGUGCCGAUUUCAGUCAGGAAACUCACCCUGACGAAGGAACUGAAGGAUGACAUAGAGAAUGGCACGUACGAAGAAGGUUGGUUUUAUCUCACCGACGGACGGCCAGUGAGACUUGACUGGGACGUAAACACAACGUACAGCCUUGGAAAAGAUGAAGGAAAAUCGUUCAAGUACAGAACAACGCUGAGGACCAGAUAUGAAGAAGAACAGAUAGUCUGGGAAGAACUGGAGUUUUAUGAGUGUGCCGAAGAGUGGAGAGAGAAGAGCACAAUGGUCAUAGUGCCAGAGACUGAGAAGUCAGUGGUCAUUACGAUCAUGGAGAGAUUUCCGAGAAGUGUUGAGGACUACGGAGAGUACAGCAGUCCUUACAAGAGAAAGGAAGCAGAGGAAAAGCGCGACGUGGAAAUGGAACCACAAGAACAAGAAGACCUAUGGAAAGGAAGGUCAGAAGAAGAGUUGCAGCGAGAAAUUGACAAAGGAGUAGAGGAACUGGCACAAGCGCCAGGCCCAGAACAGCAUUUGCAAGAAGAGAACGAUGAGAGUGAACGGAAGAAGGUUGAAGAACAACUGCCGAAACUUGGAGAAGCAAUGGAUGAGAGAAUGAAGAUUGGAGGAAUUGAGCUGACACCAGCGAGCACGCUAAAGCAGCUAAGACAUGCUUGCGAGUUCCUCAAGGCUAAUGUCAUCGAGUGGAAUCGAAGCGGCGCCGAUCGAAGGACCGCCAGUACAAGUCCCGAGAACUCCAGCAGUUGGGUUGGAGACACCGCAGUACAGCCCGACAGCGUCGGAAAGACCAAGCAACGCAACGGCGAAGAAGAGCCGGAAGGCACGAGUAAAAGAGAACUCGAAGGAGGAGCCGCAGAAGAGCCUGAAGCAACAAGGCCAAGAGUCGAAGAAGGAAGCGGACAAGUUGAAGAACGAGCUGAGAAGAUCCAGAGAGGAGAACCUUCGGGAACGGUGAGAAGGAUAAUGGCCACAAGAAGUGUGCAAGAAGUGGCAUCAUUCCUUAGGAAGGAUCUACCGAAGUACCAUGAUGACGAAGAGGUUGAGCUAGAAGAGUUUGAAGGACUCGAAGUCGAGCUUGAAGAGUCUGAAGAAGAAGAAGCUCAGAGCUUGGAGAGGAUGAAGAGUUCGAAGAAAGUAUGCCGAAGUGGUCGAACAAGUUCGAAGAUGGACCUCCGAAGUUGGAAGAAGAUGAGCUGA
Messenger RNA from Symbiodinium natans, 1224 nucleotides. Lineage: Eukaryota; Dinophyceae; Suessiales; Symbiodiniaceae. The record is from the annotation of a GenBank genome assembly.